CUCCACCGAAACCCUCGCUUAUAAAUACCAUCCGUCCGAUCUUUUCAAGCCCCUCUUUCGCUCUCUCUCGCCGCCGCCUGCGUCUCUCUCUUCAUCUCUCUGAACCAAAAAGUCUUUAGCUUUUCGCUUCGAGAGAGACCAUGUUGGUUUACCAGGAUCUCAUCUCCGGUGACGAGCUUCUUUCUGACUCAUUUUCCUACAAGGAAAUCGAGAAUGGGAUGCUGUGGGAAGUUGAGGGAAAGUGGGUUGUGCAAGGAGCUAUUGAUGUUGACAUUGGUGCCAAUCCUUCAGCCGAAGAUGCUGAUGAGGAUGAAGGUGUUGAUGACCAAUCUGUGAAGGUUGUUGACAUUGUUGACACUUUCAGGCUUCAGGAGCAACCCCCUUUCGACAAGAAGCAGUUUGUCGUGUUCAUGAAGAAGUUCAUCAAGAACUUGACACCGAAACUGGAUGCGGAAAAGCAAGAGUCCUUCAAGAAAAACAUUGAGGGAGCAACCAAGUUUUUGCUUUCAAAAUUGAAGGACCUUCAAUUUUUUGUCGGAGAGAGCAUGCACGAUGAUGGAUGUUUGGUAUUUGCUUACUACAAGGAUGGUGCUGUUGACCCGACAUUUUUGUACUUUGCCUAUGCAUUGAAGGAGGUCAAGUGCUGAGGUUUGAAGCAAAGGGAAAAAAAGUGGUUGCUGAAGAAUUUAGUCCUUUUUAUUAUUGCUUUUGUCUCUUAUUUUCAGUACUCUGCUAAAGACAUAAAUUAUUUAUGGUUUUUGAUGUUUUUGAUUUAAUUGUUUGUUGUUUUAUCAUGGAAUGGUUUCUAUUUUUAUGGGUUGUCUAAACAAUAAUUUAACUCUUUGUUCUAUUACUACUUAAGUUUAUUGGAAGGAGGUUUUUGGGACAAA
Molecule: messenger RNA, 890 nt
Organism: Gossypium raimondii (Peruvian cotton)
Lineage: Eukaryota; Viridiplantae; Streptophyta; Magnoliopsida; Malvales; Malvaceae
Product: translationally-controlled tumor protein homolog
Exons: 5
Coding region: 141-647 (168 amino acids)
Cellular component (GO): cytoplasm
Molecular function (GO): calcium ion binding
Source: RefSeq, a predicted model, not a curated record